GCAAAUAAAAAAAAGAAGUAAAAAACUUUAAAAUUAUUCCGAGCGUGAUUUUAGUCGGCCUUAUUUUAACCGAGGUAAAAAGUAAAGAGUUCAGGGUUUAAUAAAUUAAGGCGAACUGGGCUAACCCUACAGAUCAAGGCUAACCCUACAGACUAAAGCCCGUGGCAACAUCCGUACAUAUGUACCCUAAGACCGAUCAUAAAGUAUAAAACCUUUGCCCGAAAUUAUUUCUUGGCCGUCCAGUAAAAAUGAAUAAUUUUAGAAUCAUCGCGAGAAAUUCGCUGCGGCGGCGGGAUUUUAGUGUCCGAUCACCACCGUCUCGUUCAUUCUGUAACCUCUCCCAGGAAUCGAAUCGACAGUCUUAUGGCAUUGCAUUCGACAUCGAUGGUGUUAUCCUUCUGGGUUCCUCCCCCGUUGGUGGCUCCCCUGCUGCCCUCCGCCGACUCUACGAUGAUUCCGGUGCUUUGAAGAUACCUUUCUUAUUCUUGACUAAUGGAGGUGGCCUGCCUGAAUCUAAACGGGCCUCUGAGAUGACUCAUUUAUUAGGUGUUCCUGUUUCUCCAUUCCAGAUGGUACAAGCACAUUCACCUUUCCGAAAACUAGCCAAUAGGUUUGGAAACGAGCUCGUUGUUGCGGCUGGAAAAGGGGAACCUGCCGCGGUGAUGUCUAAUUAUGGUUUCAAAAACGUGGUUUCAUUGGACGAAUAUGCCUCUUACUUUGACAACAUUGAUCCCUUGGCCCCAUAUAAGAAAUGGAUGACCGGACAACAAGUUCACAAGGAGACUACUAGAUCAAGAGCAAAUGUUGUAUCCGAGAGAGUUCAGGCAGCAUUUAUUGUUAGUGAUCCUGUUGAUUGGAGCCGAGACAUCCAGGUCCUUUGUGACAUUUUACGAACUGGAGGACUUCCUGGGAAAGAAAGUGGACCUCAACCUCUUUUGUACUUUGCUAACGACGAUUUAGACUACCAGACAAAGUUUCCUACUGAACGUCUUGGCAUGGGAGCUUUUCGAAUCGCUUUAGAAUCCGUAUUCAACAGAAUCCAUGAUAACCCUCUGGAGUACACAUCUUUUGGGAAACCAAAUCCAUUCGUGUUCAAGAACGCAGAAGAUGUUCUCAAAGAGAUCCCUACAUCCCACUCAAACCAAGGAAGUCACCACUUCAAGACGCUAUAUAUGGUCGGAGACAACCCUAAAAUCGACAUCAGAGGGGCACGACAGGCCGGGAGUCCUUGGUUCUCAAUCUUGACAAGAACCGGAGUUUUCAAAGGGAAAGAUAAUCAUCCUGAGUUUCCUGCUGAUCUGGUAGUUGACACAGUAGAGGAAGCAGUUGAUUUCAUCUUGACAAGAGAGUCAGCAAAGCGAAGCUUGAUUUGAGAUAUUUCACUCGGAUUUUCUUAAGAUUUUAUUUAAUCCAACACAUUGUGGCUGUCUUUGGCCAGAUGCAUUAUAUUUAACGAAUGAGGCAUACAUAAACUAAUAUAUUCUUUGAGCCGUCUACGAG
Molecule: messenger RNA, 1500 nt
Organism: Brassica rapa (field mustard)
Lineage: Eukaryota; Viridiplantae; Streptophyta; Magnoliopsida; Brassicales; Brassicaceae
Biological process (GO): glycerophospholipid biosynthetic process
Cellular component (GO): mitochondrion
Source: RefSeq, a predicted model, not a curated record